Phialemonium atrogriseum is the source of this 1664-nucleotide messenger RNA. RefSeq lists its product as uncharacterized. NCBI's taxonomy places the organism in Eukaryota, Fungi, Ascomycota, Sordariomycetes, Cephalothecales, Cephalothecaceae. The record is from RefSeq and is a predicted model, not a curated record. The transcript has a single exon. The coding region runs from base 198 to 1481 and encodes 427 amino acids.
ACCUUGAUCUUCAUCCCCCAAAAAUCUCCCCACUUUAGCAGCUCUCCGUCCCUUGCCAAUCGGGUCCAGACGUCAAUUCAUAUUCCUUUCUCCCUCCACCUUGAAGCACCACAGAGUACAGCUCUGCUUCUUCUUCAGCGCAGAUCAGCGCAGAAUCUCGACCUUCUCACCUCAGCAUUCGCAUCCCAGCAGCCAUAAUGGGUGCCUCCCUCUCUACACUCGGAGGAUGGACCCUCGUCCUCUGUAUCGCCGGCUACUAUGCCUUCAGAUACAUUGAGGAUGGAAGAGCGCGCGAAGCCGCCCGGGCCGCCUCCCACAGGCAAAGACUGGAGGACAGACAGAAUCUCCAGAGUCGCAAGGAGAACAAGGACAAGGCAAAGCGGCAACGCGGAGGCUCAUACACCAAGGACAUUGAAGAUUCGGACAAGGCGACAAAGGCCAAGCCACGAACCUCGAAGCCCUCGGUCCCCACCAACCAGGUUGUCGACUACAGCUCCGACGAUGGCGCUGACAAUCGGGAAUUCGCUCGACAGCUCGCAAGCAUCAAGCAGGGCACCAGCUUCACAGGCCCCAAGAAGGGCGACGAGAAGCGACAGAAAUCGGUGAAGCAGUCGCAGGCCCAAGAGCGGGAGGACAAGGUCUCCGCCCCUUCCUCUACGGCCGGAGCAGAUGCCGAUGAUGAUCAAUCGCCAAUUGCCUCCCCCGAAGCACGCCCAAUUGAUGCCGGUGGUGUCUCCGAUAUGCUUGACCAGCCAUCUAACAACGGCCCUUCGGUCCUCAGGCUGACCGACACGGACAAGACCAAGAAGAAGGAGAAGAACGCCAAGGCUCCCGAGAAGACGGAGACGAAGAAGCAGCGCCAAAACCGCCAGAAGGCCGAGGCUGCAAAGCUGGCCCGCGAGGAAGCCGAACAAGACCGAAAAGUCAAGCUUGAGGCCCAACGGAGACUCGCACGGGUGUCCGAAGGCCGGGCCGCAAAGGACGGCUCCAGCUCCGCUGCCUCCUAUAAUGGGCCGUCUGCAUGGACCAACAAUGGUCAGAACGGGACUUCCAACGGCGGCAACUCCAACGGCGGUUUCAUGCCUGUCCAACCCCUCGAUACCUUCAACACGGCGCAGCCCGCGAAUGCCUCGAAGGCGCCAGCUCCGUCAGCUGGCAAGGCUGAUAGCUGGAUAUCAUCCCUCCCUUCAGAGGAGGACCAGUUGGAACUGCUCCGAGACGAGGAGGAAGCUUGGAACACUGUGAAGGCCAAGAAGGCCUCUAAGACGAAGAGGAAAGAGACUACCGGCGACGACGUGAAAGCCAACGAAGCUAUUUCGAAAGCUGAGCCGGUCGCACCAGUCGCCUCGCAACCUGUUGUCACCAAGGCACAGAGUGCUGGCGUAAAUGGAAGGCCCUCCAAGACCUUCACCCAGCAGUCGUCCUUUGCCGCACUAAGCUCAAACGAUGAGCAAGAGGUGGAAGAGGAAUGGGACGUCUAAGGAUGUUCCUCCAGCUGUCGAGUGGCUGGGCAUGGGCAUGGAUAUGGGAUGGGAGGCCUUUUAUAUUUUAUUUUCGACCCUACUAACCAACCUACCUAGCUAGACAUCCGUUGGGCGUUGGCCCAUUGUUUCCCUUCUUGCGCCCCUCAUCAGACAUACUCGACGGUCCAUCGGACGUUAUCG